This is a messenger RNA of Austrofundulus limnaeus, 409 nucleotides long. Its product is annotated as citrate lyase subunit beta-like protein, mitochondrial. Gene Ontology annotation, biological process: regulation of cobalamin catabolic process. The record is from RefSeq and is a predicted model, not a curated record. Gene Ontology annotation, molecular function: (S)-citramalyl-CoA lyase activity. Lineage: Eukaryota; Metazoa; Chordata; Actinopteri; Cyprinodontiformes; Rivulidae.
AACCUGUCUGUUUAUAUUGUUUACUUAACCACGUGUCUUGUUUCCCAAACCCCGCCCCUCUUUUGUCUUUGGCCAAUCACAUGACUCAUCCGACAGCGGAAACAUCUGAGGAAGCCAAUCCGUGCGUUGUCUUGUAUCGUCACUGGAAAACAUGGCGGCGYGCAUUACUCGUCCUGUGAGAGGUCUUCUUACGCUAAGGAAUGGCCGGCUCUUGCCCACAGUCUGGCGGUUGUAUACUGAAGCAUGGCRUUAUCACCAUCACUCGACAGGCUCCUCGCUGUGCUACAUCCCCCGUAGGGCAGUUCUCUACUGCCCUGGCAAUGAUGAACGAAAAUUGAAGAAACUAGCCUUGCUUGAUGUCGACUGUGCCGUGUUGGAUUGUGAGGAUGGUGUGGCUCUCACCAAAAAG